ACUUUCCCAUUUGAUCUAUCAAAUUGGGUGUAUAAAAAGACCUUUGGAUCUUCCCAAGAGAACAAAAACACAGGAAGGAUAUUAAUCAUCGCUUAUUCCUGGUGGAUUCGGGGCAUGGUUUCUGUUUUCAAAAGCUUGCCAGUCACUGGUAAAAUCUGUUGGAGGCUCAAUUUUAGUUUCACCAGUGAGAAAUCCUCUCUCAAAAUGACUCUCAAGGACCAUGGGCUACAUUUCUUCCGCAGUGCUGUGGAUACAGUCUUGCCGGGGCCGAUGAUGAGAAGGGCCUUGGUGCUAGAACCAGGUGGGCGCCCCAGACUUUUGCUACAUGGCCGUCCUUUUGAACUGAGGAGAAAUCUAUACCUGGUUGGCUUUGGAAAGGCUGUUCUGGGCAUGGCAGCAGUGGCUGAGGACAUCCUCGGAGGUUACCUCACUCAGGGAAUAAUCAGUGUUCCUCGAGGCAUCCAAGAAACUCUGCGACAUGCAGGAACGAGGGAAAUGUUGCUGAAGCCGCACAGCCGAAUCCAAGUCCUGGAAGGAGCGAGAGACAACCUUCCUGAUAAAGAAGCUUUGGAGGCGGCCAGGGCCAUCUUAGAAUUAGCCAAGAGUCUCACAGCAGAUGACCUUCUCCUGGUAUUAAUUUCAGGAGGUGGAUCUGCUCUUUUGCCUGCACCUAUCCCUCCUGCCACCCUCGAAGACAAGACCACCAUCACCAGGUUACUUGCUUCAAAAGGAGCCACCAUUCAAGAGCUGAAUACUGUUCGAAAGGCUCUCUCUUUGUCAAAAGGUGGGGGGCUGGCUCGGGUGGCUCAUCCUGCCCAGGUUUUGAGCCUCAUCCUCUCUGAUGUUAUUGGAGACCCAUUGGACAUUAUAGCAAGUGGUCCGACCGUUGCCAGUUCUCACAGCAUGCAAGACUGCUUUCAGAUACUGGCCAAAUACAGUGUAUUGAAUGCCUUGCCAAAGUCUGUGUUGACAGUCCUCUCUAGCUCUGUCACAAAGCACAGCACCCAGCAAGACUAUUCCCACGUCUACAAUGUUGUGAUUGGAUCCAAUAGGCUAGCUUUGGAGGGAGCCAAAUGCCAGGCAGAACAGUUGGGUUACCUGACUAUUCUCUUGAGUGAUGCUGUGGGUGGGGAGGUCAGCACUGUUGCCCAUUUCUAUAGCCUAUUGAUUCAGUUUGUGUGCUUGAGCCUUCUGAAAGAUGCUGGAAAUAGACCUUUAAGAGACUCUGUGAAAGAGAGGCUCGCGGUCAUUGCAGAACAGCUGGAGAUUCCAGUCUUGAGCCUGAUAGACCCUCUAACAACAAUGAAAGAAACUCAUGCAGAAAACCCCAUAUGUCUUCUGGCAGGUGGAGAAACCACCGUGCAGAUUCAAGGAAGUGGGAAGGGUGGAAGGAACCAGGAACUGGCUCUGCGAGUGGCCUUGGAACUGCACAGAGCUAAAUCCACUAUGGAGGGAAGCUGUCUUAAUAAAUACGAAGUCAUGUUUUUGAGUGGUGGAACUGAUGGACAAGAUGGGCCAACAGAGGCUGCUGGGGCCUUCUGCAGCCAGGAUCUGGUGGAGGAGGCCGAGCAGGAGGGCUUUGACGUGGAAAGCACAUUGAGCAAUAAUGAUUCAUACACAUUUUUCACCAAGUUCCAAAAUGGACAUCACCUUUUGAUGACAGGCCUGACAGGCACAAAUGUCAUGGACAUUCACGCUGUUUUAAUCAGAACCCGAAGAACUUAGUGAUGUCACAGACACUGAGUUGUUUUGAUUACGAAGGAAUCUGUGGUCAACCCAAAUGAAAUGUCUCUGUACAGGCUGUUAAUAACAGGGACUUAAUGGACGGAUAUUGAUAAACAAGUGAAGGACAUUUUGCUGUUCUAAUUAGAUCAUGAAAACAGCUGCUUGAAACUUUUUCAUCACAAUUAGAUUUUUAUAGCAACUUUAUUCAGUAGUAUGAAGAAUUCUUCUGGUCAUUCUGAAUGGGGCAGGCUGAAAAAGAGGAGCUAACAAAACUCUAUUUAAUCAUGAGAAUGGCAUCCAGAGGGCACCUCAGUUUUGUAAAUCUUUUGUCAUUUAAGGUUGGCUCACAGUAUUUUAUAACUGUAGCCUUCUCAGAUAUUAAACAGGAGUUUGU
This is a messenger RNA of Thamnophis sirtalis, 2119 nucleotides long. It is a transcript of the gene GLYCTK, whose product is annotated as glycerate kinase. Gene Ontology annotation, biological process: protein phosphorylation. The record is from RefSeq and is a predicted model, not a curated record. Gene Ontology annotation, molecular function: glycerate kinase activity. Gene Ontology annotation, cellular component: cytoplasm. NCBI's taxonomy places the organism in Eukaryota, Metazoa, Chordata, Lepidosauria, Squamata, Natricidae.